CGCGUUUUGCAAAGAGAAGACUGUAGUGUUGAGUCGAGUCUUGCUCCUCCUUCUUCUCCAUCAUUUCCAUCGUCUUUUCCCCUCAACACCACAAGAUUAGGGUUUUCAGAAAAACCCUUUCUUCUUCUUCUCUUCAACGCCACUCCAAAAGCGGGGCGGAAGCGUUUCUCCGUUCAAUUGGUUCGCGUCCACUGUGAAAUGUUUUCUUCUUCUCAUUGCAGUUCAUUGAUCAAAUGGAAUUCCCUCGCGCAAUUUCUCUUCCUCGUCUUCCUCCUCUACCUCUGCCCAAACGACGCCGUUUCGCCCGAUUCGGACAAAUCCGCGCUCCUCCGCCUCAAGUCCUCGGUCUCCGACCCCGCCGGCCUCCUCUCCACGUGGACCGUCACCGGAGGCGGUGACUCCGGCAACUCUGGUCACUGCACCUGGUCCGGCGUCCUCUGCGACGGAAACUCCCGCGUCGUCGCCGUCAACUUCACCGGAAACGGUGCCGGUAACCGGUCCUCUCACCCGUGCGCUGAUUUCGCUCAGUUCCCUCUCUACGGAUUCGGGAUUCGGAGAAUCUGCGACGGUAGUAACGGUUCUCUGUUCGGGAACGUUUCUUCUUUAAAUAUCGUCAGCGAGCUCACGGAGCUUAGGGUUUUGUCUCUCCCGUUCAACGCGUUGGAGGGUGAGGUCCCCGAAGGAAUUUGGGGCAUGGAGAAGCUAGAGGUUCUCGAUUUAGAAGGGAAUUUGAUAAGUGGCUAUCUUCCUUUUCGAAUCAGCGGGUUGAGGAAUUUGAGGGUUCUGAAUCUCGGGUUUAACGAAAUUGUUGGGGAGAUUCCGAGCUCGAUUGAAUCUCUUGAGAGUUUGGAGGUUUUGAAUUUGGCUGGUAAUGCCUUGAAUGGUUCUGUGCCUGGUUUUGUUGGGAGGCUUAGAGGGGUGUAUCUGUCGUUUAACCAGCUUAGUGGGGCUAUUCCGCGUGAGAUUGGGGAGAAUUGUUGGAAGCUUGAACAUUUGGAUUUGUCUGGGAAUUCCAUGGUUGAGAAGAUUCCGGGGAGUUUGGGGAAUUGUGGGAGGUUGAGGACGCUUUUGUUGUAUUCCAAUUUGUUGGAAGAGGGUAUUCCGGUUGAGCUUGGGAAGCUUAGGAGUCUUGAGGUGUUGGAUGUUUCCAGGAACACUCUCAGUGGUUUCGUGCCGAGGGAGCUUGGGAAUUGCUCGGAGUUGGCUGUUCUUGUGCUGUCAAAUUUGUUUGAUCCGCGCGGAGAUGUUGUGGGGAGAAUGGUUGGUGUGAAUGACGAGUUGAAUUAUUUUGAAGGGGCAAUGCCUGUGGAGGUUUUGGCCCUUCCGAAGUUGAGGAUAUUGUGGGCUCCCAUGGUGAAUUUGGAAGGCGAUUUUCGGGGGAGUUGGGGAGGUGGGUGUGAGAGCUUGGAGAUGGUCAAUUUGGCUCAGAAUUUUUUCAGUGGGGAGUUUCCGAACCAGCUUAGUAUCUGCAAGAGGCUGCAUUUUCUUGAUUUGAGCUCGAAUAACCUUACCGGGGAGCUUUCUGAAGAGCUUCAUGUUCCCUGUAUGACUGUGUUUGAUGUUAGUGGGAACAUGUUGUCUGGUUCUGUUCCUGAUUUCACCGACAACAUUUGUGCCCCUGUUCCUUCCUGGAAUGGAAAUCUGUUUAAAGCUGACAGCGUUUCCCCUCCGUAUGCAUCCUUUUUUUUGUCGAAGGUUCGUGAGAGAUCGCUUUUCACAUCAAUAGGGGGAGCUGGUAUUUCUGUUGUUCACAACUUUGGGCAAAACGGUUUUACUGGCAUUCAGUCAUUGCCAAUAGCACGUGACAGGCUGUGGAAGAAGAGCAGUUACACACUUCUUGUGGGAGAAAAUAACCUUGCAGGCCCAUUUCCUACAUAUUUAUUUGAGAAAUGUGAUGGAUUAAAUGCAUUGCUUUUAAAUGUUAGUUAUAAUAGGAUAUCUGGUCAAAUUCCUUCAAAUUUUGGUGGAAUAUGCAGAUCAUUAAAAUUUUUGUACGCGUCUGGCAAUCAACUUGGAGGACAGAUUCCCCAUGAUUUAGGUAAUUUGGUCUCUCUCGUAUCUCUGAACCUCAGUAGGAAUCAGUUACAAGGCCAGAUUCCCGCCACCCUUGGCCAGAUGAAGAAUCUGAAGUUUCUUUCUUUAGCUGGUAACAAGUUAAAUGGCUCAAUUCCUACCAGCCUGGGGCAGUUGUACUCUUUGGAAGUCUUGGACCUUUCUUCGAACUCUCUUACUGGUGAGAUUCCAGAGGCUGUUGAGAACAUGAGAAAUCUGACCGAUGUUUUGCUCAAUAACAACAAUCUUUCUGGACACAUUCCUGGUGGGUUGGCAAAUGUCACUACACUCUCAGCAUUCAAUGUGUCUUUCAACAACUUAUCUGGGUCCUUGCCUUCGCAUAGUAGCUUGAUUAAGUGCAGCAGUGCUGUUGGGAAUCCGUUACUAAGUCCCUGCCGUGGAGUUUCUCUGACUGUGCCAUCAGGGCAACUAGGGUCGAUUGAUGACAACUCUUAUAAUACAGCAGCAGCACCAGCUACUGGCAAAAAGAGUGGGAAUGGCUUUAGUUCUAUUGAAAUAGCUUCCAUAACUUCUGCUUCGGCCAUUGUUUCGGUUCUUAUAGCCCUUAUUGUUCUAUUCUUUUACACACGGAAGUGGAAGCCUAGGUCCCGGGUUGUUGGUUCUACUAGAAAAGAAGUUACAGUGUUUACUGAUAUUGGGGUCCCAUUGACGUUUGAAACUGUUGUCCAAGCCACAGGAAAUUUCAAUGCUGGCAACUGUAUUGGGAAUGGAGGUUUUGGGGCAACAUAUAAGGCAGAGAUAUCCCCAGGAAUCCUGGUGGCAGUGAAACGUCUGGCUGUUGGACGUUUCCAAGGUGUUCAACAAUUCCAUGCAGAGAUUAAAACCCUUGGGAGGCUUCAUCAUCCGAAUCUCGUCACUCUCAUUGGUUAUCAUGCUUGUGAGACAGAGAUGUUUCUCAUAUACAAUUAUUUGCCAGGUGGUAAUCUUGAAAAGUUCAUCCAGGAGAGGUCCACAAGAGCUGUGGAUUGGAGAAUUCUUCACAAGAUUGCCUUGGACAUAGCCCGCGCACUCGCAUAUCUGCAUGAUCAGUGUGUUCCUCGUGUUCUUCAUCGCGAUGUCAAGCCCAGCAACAUCUUGCUGGAUGAUGAUUUCAAUGCUUAUCUAUCCGACUUUGGUUUGGCUAGACUUCUGGGAACUUCAGAGACACAUGCUACCACUGGUGUAGCUGGAACAUUUGGGUACGUCGCUCCGGAAUAUGCCAUGACGUGCCGCGUUUCUGACAAGGCUGAUGUGUAUAGCUAUGGAGUGGUGCUUCUAGAGUUGCUCUCAGACAAGAAGGCACUGGACCCUUCAUUUUGUUCUUAUGGAAAUGGCUUCAACAUAGUGGCAUGGGCAUGCAUGCUGCUGAAGCAAGGGAGGGCAAAGGAGUUUUUCACUGCUGGGUUGUGGGAAGCAGGACCUGGAGAUGAUUUGGUGGAAGUGCUUCACUUGGCAGUUGUGUGUACUGUAGACUCUCUCUCUACCAGACCUACAAUGAAACAGGUUGUGAGAAGGCUUAAGCAACUUCAACCAGCAUCAUGCUAGCUAUAGCCCCUCGUUGUGUGGCUGUGUUACCUUUAACAUUAUUAUUAAUCUUAGAAAUAUCCCUUUGUAAUUUGUAAUUUAGCAUUUUUGUGGAUUUAGGCUGAGUUCCCAAUUUGUACUUAUUCCUCCCUUGUACAUUGUUAUAUAGUUAUAGCCCCAAUUUUCCAUGCUCUUUUUCUUUAUUAGGUUAGGGGGCUUGGUGUUGAUUCUGCAGAAGAAUGCAGAUAUUUGAUCUCCCCGCCAUACACGCCUAUUCCAUCUCUAUUUGUUCAAUAAAAUUAAAGAAUAGAAUCUGUUUCUUGAAUUUUU
Cajanus cajan (pigeon pea) is the source of this 3906-nucleotide messenger RNA. Its product is annotated as LRR receptor-like serine/threonine-protein kinase RPK2. The record is from RefSeq and is a predicted model, not a curated record. NCBI's taxonomy places the organism in Eukaryota, Viridiplantae, Streptophyta, Magnoliopsida, Fabales, Fabaceae. Gene Ontology annotation, molecular function: ATP binding; protein kinase activity; protein binding. Gene Ontology annotation, biological process: protein phosphorylation.